This is a messenger RNA of Ascochyta rabiei, 630 nucleotides long. RefSeq lists its product as uncharacterized. Bases 1 to 630 code for a protein of 209 amino acids. The record is from RefSeq and is a predicted model, not a curated record. The transcript has a single exon. Lineage: Eukaryota; Fungi; Ascomycota; Dothideomycetes; Pleosporales; Didymellaceae.
AUGAGAUCGCCGUCGCCUAUGCCUUCGGCUCGUUCGACUCUAUCACACUUCCACAACGCCACCCCUACAACCAUGUCGCCGGCACGCAACAUGCCCACCGUAAGCUCGCCGCUCUCACCAAGGACUGAGCCUCUGGCCAUUCCCUCGGGCCGUCGACGACCUCAAGUCCACUCACGCCAGUCAUCCACCAGUGGCCCCGCCAUGCACCUGCGACUGCCGUCUUUGCCACGCUUCCAUCCCGCCAACUUUGGAACUCCAAGCUCAAGUGCGUCUGGCACACCAGUCACUGGUCCAAACAGCCCGAACCCUCCCCUUUCUCCACGACCAGGCAAUACUGUCAGCAAGUACGAAGCUCAGAAGCAGAUGUACCUCUACCAGCAGCAGCUUCAGGCCAGGACUAGCACUCAAGUUCGAGGAGCCCUAUCUGCCAAACCUACCAGCCCACGCUUGGACCCCCUGGCCAGUCCGGGAGCCGUCACUCCUUUUGAGCUCGAAGGCACUGACGGCUAUCUAACGGCUGGAGUCAGUCCUCAGGACGCCGCCUCGCACGUCGAGAGGCUGAUUCGCAACGAAGCCAGUCGUCGUGGUGACCUCUCACCUGGACGUACGACCUCAGUAGGUGGAAGGUGA